AUGAUGUCUACAUGUACUGGUAGACAGGUUGUGCGCACUCUGCUCACUACGAGCAACAGUUUUUGGGAAUUGGGCGUUCUUAGUCGUGUCAUAAAACGACUUGAUAGCUUUGGAAUCCAAAUGCCGACAGAAAUUCAACGCAUGAGCAUACCUCCUCUGCUGGAUGGAAGGAGUUCAGUGAUCAAUGCUGAAACUGGAAGCGGAAAAACUCUUUGUUAUGUUGUUCCAUUUGUACAAAGGCUGUACCAGCUUCCACAUGAUGGUCGAAGAAAGCCACUUGGUCUGUUCAUAGUUCCCAGCCAAGAGCUCUCAUACCAAGUGAUUUCUGUGUUCAACAACCUCGUUGCAGGUACAAGAUUCCAUUUAGGUGCUGUCUGCUCGUCAAUUCGUUUGGUGCUGCGUGACGACACGGUUGGCAUUGUCGGCACAGUCAGCAGUCUGGCUAACUACCACUGGCCUGUCGUAUUGAAAAACAUCAGGUAUGUGGUUGUGGAUGAAGCCGAUCUACUGUUGAAUGGACAAAGUAGCGAGAUGACUUGGAAACUUCUGAACUACUUUAGAAGUUCAAAAUUGAAGAGAAACGGUGAUAAUUUGGUUGACCAGACUUUUGGUUGGAACCAACAGUUUGUUUUCUGUGGAGCAACUAUUCCAUCCGGAGGCAAAAUGGCUGUGCAAUCAGUUAUAGAGCGUUGGUUCAAGCAGACUGGUUUACUAGAUCAUGCUACGUUCUUGUCGUCCAGUCAGGCACACAGUCCUGUUUCAUGUAUUGAUUACAAGUUUGUUCGUGUAACUGAAAACUCGAAGUUGUCUGAGCUUGUUGGUGUGCUGGACCAAAUCAGUCACGAUACACAGUCAUCCAAGUCUGCUAAAGUCCUUAUUUUUACAAAUACGCUUGCAUCUUGCCAACGACUGCACUUAGAGCUUGUUGAUGUGAUGAACAAGUAUCCAUCUUGUUGGUGGUACAAGAAACUUGAAAGAUAUGACAAGAGUGUCAGUGUAGGCAACAGGAUGACAACACUGCAAUGCUUCAAAGACGGCACUGUUCAAGUUCUAGUAUGCACUGACUUGGCAUCAAGAGGUCUUGAUAUUCUGAAUGUUCAAACAGUCAUUCAGUAUGACUUUCCGGAAAACUCUACUGCUUUCCUUCAUCGCUCAGGCCGGACAGGAAGAGCAGGAAAACAAGGCAAAGUUGUUAGUUUCGUGAGUGAAGAGACGAGUGAACUUGCAACUCUGGUGCAAGAUGCUUGCCUGAAGAGCAAUGACCUACGCUCAUUUGAGGCAACGUUUAGUCGAAAAAGAAAACUUAGACGGCGGCUGAAACACAAGUAGAACGAGCGUGUAAUUUGCCAUACAAAUUAUUGAUUUAUUACCACUUUGUGGCCAUUCAUGUGUUCACUACUAUCUGACUCAAAUUCAAAUACAGCCAAGGCUACAUUACAGUAUUGUCUAGAUCAAUGCAGUAAUAAAUUAAAUUAAAUAUAAUUUAUA
Corticium candelabrum is the source of this 1488-nucleotide messenger RNA. RefSeq lists its product as uncharacterized. Gene Ontology annotation, cellular component: mitochondrion. The coding region runs from base 1 to 1329 and encodes 442 amino acids. The transcript is spliced from 5 exons. Gene Ontology annotation, biological process: mitochondrial large ribosomal subunit assembly. The record is from RefSeq and is a predicted model, not a curated record. Gene Ontology annotation, molecular function: ATP binding; nucleic acid binding. NCBI's taxonomy places the organism in Eukaryota, Metazoa, Porifera, Homoscleromorpha, Homosclerophorida, Plakinidae.